AUGCAACUUGAGUGGAUCGGAAUUUAAUAAUGUAGAUAUUAGCGGAGUUAAUUUGAAUGGAGCAUAAUUAGUUAAUUGUAAAUGGAAAAAUAUUAAAAUCCAUGAAUUGAAUAAAUUGGAUGGUCAUAGUGAUUAUGUAAGAUCAGUCUGUUUUACUCCUGAUGGUACUACCUUAGCAUCUGGUAGUAAAGAUUGUUCUAUCCGUUUAUGGGAUUUCAAAACAGGAUAAUAAAAAGCCAAGAUUAAUGGUCAUAGUGACUCUGUCAACUCAGUAUGUUUCUCUUCUGAUGGUAAAUCAUUAGCAUCUGGUAGUAAAGAUUGUUCUAUCCGUUUAUGGGAUGUCAAAACAGGAUAAUAAAAAGCCAAAAUUAAUGGUCAUAGUGAUUCUGUCAACUCAGUAUGUUUUUCUCCUGAUGGUAUUACAUUAGCAUCAGGUAGUGAAGAUAACUCAAUCCGUUUAUGGAAUAUUAAAACAAGGAAAAAUUUAAUAAAAUUUGAUUUUCAUACUGAGGGUGUUAACUAGGUAAGCUUCUCUUCUGAUGGCACUAUGUUAUCAUCUGGUAGUUCAGAUAAUUCUAUCCGUCUAUGGGAUAUUAAGAAAGGAUAAUAAAAAGGCGAAAUUAAUGAUCAUAGUGAUUCUGUCAACUCAGUAUGUUUUUCUCCCGAUGGUACUUCAUUAGCAUCUUGUAGUGAUGAUAACUCUAUCCGUUUAUGGGAUGUUCAGACAGGACAAUAAAAGGCCAAAUUUGAUGGCCAUGAUGAUAUGUUUAUAUCAGUAUGCUUCUCUCCUGAUGGCACUACAUUAGCAUCUUGUAAUGUGGAGAACUCUAUAUUUUUAUUUGAUGUUAAGACAGGAAACAAAAACGCCAAAAUGAAUGGUCAUAGUGAUUCUGUCAACUCAGUAUGUUUUUCUCC
This is a messenger RNA of Paramecium sonneborni, 915 nucleotides long. NCBI's taxonomy places the organism in Eukaryota, Ciliophora, Oligohymenophorea, Peniculida, Parameciidae. The record is from the annotation of a GenBank genome assembly.